AUGGAAAAGAGCGAAGAAAGAAACCCUAAGAGAAGCAAGAAGAUGGUGGCGGAACCUGGUCUGGUGCAAGGCGCGCUGCUGAAGCAGGUGGUGGAGGCCACCAGGGAGGUGGUGGGUGACGUCAGCAUCCGUUGGUUCACCGAUAACUUAACUCUGCGAUCCAAAGACUCUACAAAAAUGGCACUUGUCUCGGUCUUCUUCUCCGCCAAGACCUUCGCCGACUAUUGCUGCCACCGCACCAUCUCCAUGACCGUUAGCCUCAACGACAUAGCCAAGGUGCUCACGCGCGUCGCCGACCACGACGUCCUCGUCACUAUCAUACCCCACGCUCACGCCCAAUUCAUCACCUUCAGGUUCCAAAGCCCUCAAGAAAACAAAAUUUCUGAUUAUGAGGUGAGGGUGAAGGAGAAAGACAGUGUGCACCCACGUGUUCCCGACGGGCCGUACCAUGCAACGGUGAUGAUGCCUUCGGCUGAGUUUGCAGGAAUAUGGAGAAACUUCUCUUGCAUUGGGGACACUG
This is a messenger RNA of Cajanus cajan (pigeon pea), 520 nucleotides long. RefSeq names its product DNA sliding clamp PCNA-like. Gene Ontology annotation, molecular function: DNA binding; DNA polymerase processivity factor activity. The record is from RefSeq and is a predicted model, not a curated record. NCBI's taxonomy places the organism in Eukaryota, Viridiplantae, Streptophyta, Magnoliopsida, Fabales, Fabaceae. Gene Ontology annotation, cellular component: PCNA complex. Gene Ontology annotation, biological process: mismatch repair; leading strand elongation; regulation of DNA replication.